GUAUUUGCUUUCUUAACCGGAAGUGACGUAUGUUUAUGCUCGAAGUCCAAACAGCGCAGGAACGUGGUGGUUCGGUUCCGUCAUGCUCCGGCUCAAAGUUAUUUCCGGACACCUGAGUCCCGGAUCCCCGCACACCGGGCCGGACCUGCGGGCCACGCGGUGCGGUGCCGCGGCGGGGGGGCCGGGGGAGGACGUGGUGGUGGUCCACGGCCGGAGGACGGCGAUCGGGAGGGCCAAAAAGGGCGGGUUCAAGGACACCACACCUGACGAGCUGCUGAGCGCCGUGAUGACCGCCGUCCUCACAGAUGUGGGUCUGUCACCUCACCAGCUGGGGGACGUCUGUGUGGGUAAUGUCCUGCAGCCCGGCGCCGGAGCCCUGAUGGCCCGGGUCGCCCACUUCCUCAGCGGCUUUCCAGAGACGGUUCCUGUUUUCACCGUAAACAGACAAUGUUCCUCCGGACUGCAGGCGGUUCUGAACAUCGCAGGAGCCAUCAGGAGCAGAACCAUCGACCUGGGCCUCGCCUGCGGGGUGGAGAGCAUGUCGCUGCAGUCCAUGAGCAACCCCGGAGACCUGAGCGCCAGGCUGAGCCAGAACCCCAAGGCCAGAGACUGCAUCGUCCCCAUGGGCAUCACCUCGGAGAACGUGGCUGAGCGGUUCGGCGUCUGCAGGCAGAAGCAGGACGCCUUCGCUCUGGGGUCCCAGCAGAAAGCGGCCCGCGCUCAGAGUUUGGGUCUCUUUGAGCGCGAGAUCACCCCGGUCAGCACCAGGGUGGUGGACAGCGACGGCAGAGAGCGGCAGCUGACGGUCAGCAGAGACGAGGGGGUGAGAGCAGAAACCACGCUGGAGGGGCUCUCCAAACUCCGGCCUGCCUUCAAACCGGACGGCACCACCACAGCAGGUAACUCCAGCCAGGUGAGCGACGGGGCGGCGGCCGUGCUGGUGGGGCGCCGGUCUGCAGUGGAGGCUCUGGGUCUGCCGGUUCUGGGGGUCCUGAGGGGCAGUGCGGUGGUGGGGGUUCCUCCUGACGUGAUGGGCAUUGGCCCAGCCUACGCCAUCCCUGCAGCUCUGAAGCAGGCUGGUCUGACUGUGGACGACAUCGACGUCUUUGAGAUCAACGAGGCCUUUGCCAGCCAGGCGGUGUACUGCGUGGAGAAGCUGGGCAUCCCCAUGGAGAAGGUGAACCCCUGUGGGGGGGCCAUCGCCCUGGGCCACCCCCUGGGCUGUACGGGGGCGCGGCAGGUGGUGACUCUGCUGAACGAGCUGCGGCGCAGAGGCAGGAGGGCGUACGGCGUUGUGUCCAUGUGUAUCGGGACCGGCAUGGGGGCCGCUGCCGUCUUUGAAUAUCCAGGACUGUAGCUGCAAACGGCUUCCUGACCGCCAGGAGAACGGUUCCUCACGGUUCCUCGUCUGGUCCUAGAACAUGGAACCUUCUGGCAGGAGAUCCACCGGCUCCUCCUGCUCGGUUAUCAAUAUCAUUUUGAAUAAAAUUUUAUUCGUUUCA
This is a messenger RNA of Oryzias latipes (Japanese medaka), 1502 nucleotides long. RefSeq names its product acetyl-CoA acyltransferase 1 (gene acaa1). The record is from RefSeq and is a predicted model, not a curated record. Gene Ontology annotation, cellular component: peroxisome. NCBI's taxonomy places the organism in Eukaryota, Metazoa, Chordata, Actinopteri, Beloniformes, Adrianichthyidae. Gene Ontology annotation, molecular function: acetyl-CoA C-acyltransferase activity. Gene Ontology annotation, biological process: phenylacetate catabolic process; fatty acid beta-oxidation.